AUGCCGGAGGAACCAUCUGCCAAGCGUCCCCGUGGUGAGACGUCCAACCAGAGCAUGGAGGUCGACGACGUUCAGGUCCCUGGUCAGAAGCACGACUACAAAGUGCACCACAAGGAGGUUGACAUCCACGGCAAGGAAAAGCUAGAUGUCGUAUGCACCAGCAAUCCUGAGGAAGCCGACAAGAUGAUCAGCAGGAUCCUGAAGAGGGUCUGCGGCUUGUACCCUCAGUACAUCGGCGUUGAUGUCGAGUAUACCAGGGAGGACCAACCUCCGCAGAGGGCAGCGGUUCUACAGUUAUGCAUGGAGGAACUCUGUUUGGUAUAUCACAUCACAGCGGCAACAAAAUGGCUCAAGAGCCUGCGCCCGUUCCUGAAGGAGGACAGGUUCUACACCUUUGCCGGCUUCAGUAUUGAAGGUGACAAAGAGAUGCUGCGAAGUUCUGGUUUGGAGAUCAACCCCGACAAGUACAUCGACAUCCAGCGCAAAUGGAGAGUUCCUUUCAAGGGAAGAAAGAGGUACCACUCUUUGGCUGAUGUUGCAGGUAGCGUGAUCCACCCAUUCUACAAAUAG
Triticum turgidum subsp. durum (durum wheat) is the source of this 570-nucleotide messenger RNA. The record is from the annotation of a GenBank genome assembly. Lineage: Eukaryota; Viridiplantae; Streptophyta; Magnoliopsida; Poales; Poaceae.